ACCACUGACUUUGCUGAUAAAUACUUUGUUAUGGGAAAAUGUACUUGAUACGAUUGUGAUGGGUUGUUGUCUCACCUAGCUAUCUUAAAAUGAAUACACUAAUUGUAAGUCACUCUGGAUAAGAGCGUCUGCUAAAUGACUAAAAUGUCAUAUAAAAUAUAUUUUUAAAAGUUUAUCAUACUAAUUUGAGUAUCCUGAUUUAAGAUUACUAUGUUACGUCUAGUCUAUGAGACCAGGCUGAAUCGAAGCAGCAAGAUAGGUGGCAGAAUCCUGCAGUUAAACUGGAUUUAACAACAGUGUCCGGCUCUGCCCUCGAAUGAAGAGGAAGAUAAUCGAUUUAUUUUAAUCUUUUUGGUUUGGAUAGGAGUAGCCUAAUAGCAUGCCAGUGAAAGCCAACAUUUUUAUGUGGGCCGUUUACACAGCGGAACCUCGUUUACAUGCUGAUUGAUUUUAGUUCAAUAUGUCUUUAUCUGCAUCUACAACUAUCCCACCUGCGCUGACAGCGGAUCAGCUAACGGUCAUCGUGGCCUCCGUGUCCUGCCUGGUGUUCUUCGUAGUGAUUCUCAUGCUCCUGGUGGUCUUGUACAGGAAAGACCCUUUCUGCUGCAGGGUGUCGAACUACCAGGCCAACCAGCGCUGUACAGAUGCUCCACCCCAGUACAACAGAAGACAGUCUCUAGUGGUGUCUCCCUACAAUGAACAUACUGCUGCCGUGGCCCACGGAAACAUUGGAUCCCAGCUUCCAGGGAGGCUGUUUAUCAUCGGUAAGCCCAGCAGCUAUCACCUGGACGGGAUCCUGCCCCGCCUUCCGUCCUACGAGAGCGUCCGUAAGAAGGACCGUCAGAGACAGAUCCACUCUAUGAUAGCCGACCGCUUUGGUAUCAGCCCCACACAGUCUGAAACGGAGCCUCCUCCGACAUACGAGGAGACUCUUCGCCAGUCCAUGAUCAUCUCCUCUGAAGACCUUCAGUCUGCUGAGGCACUUCCCUCAGACCUCCCUCUCUCCACCUGUAACUCCAGCCUUGAACACACAGUGACCGUAGAUGCGGGAACCCGUCUCUGUCUAGACCAGGAGUUAUUUGAGGGUCGGGAACACUCCUGGUUUUCAACUUCGAAUUUUAACUAGAGACUUGUGUUUCUACCCUUUGCAAGAGAAAAGAAGACAAAUCAACAAAGAAAGAGACAUUGUCAUGAUAAUGCAUGAGUCAGUUUCACUCAAGAGUUUGUCCUCCUGAGACUAACGCUCUCAACUCUUGACUGUCGUCUGUUGGUGUAGUGAGUGGUUUUAACAUGACUGUAUGCUGUAAAUGGCUUGAUAUCCUUCCACUGGCAAUGAUAUCCUUUAUCAGCUAAAUAAUCAAAUCAGCCUACAUUUCAAACUCUAGACAUUCUCGGGUGUGUGGAAAAGAAGAUGUCCGCACCUCACAAGCAGACAUAUUAUGCUUCAUCACAACAUCCAAUGUCGUAGACAACCACAAAAAAAGGACAUUGUUUCGGGUUGACCGUGUUAAUGAAAAAUCUAAAUCUCCUUGUUUCAAAAGAACACCGAGCUAUGAAUACCCAGCUACCUGACAUGUGGUGAUGAUGAUGGCUGGUGAGUGUAGGGCCAGACCAGAGAGCUGUUGUGGUUGAACACAUCACUAAUUAUUAACACUACUGAAGGCAGACAAUGCCUUGGUCCCAAAUGGCACCCUAAUCCCCAUGUAGUGCACUACAUAGGAAAUAGGGUCCCAUUUGAGACACAAUCAAAGUGUGUUCACUCAGGGACAGUUGACCAGGGACCAUUUGUCUUAACCCAGGUCAAACUAACUAUGCACAGAGAAACUCACCAUGACCCUGACGUUCCAUAUUUUUUUAAACUGCACUGUCGGUUAGGGGUUCGUAAGUAAGCAUUUCACUGCAAGGUCUACUACACCUGUUGUACUCAGCGCAUGUGACUAAGAACAUUUUAUUUGAUUUACCUCCUGGGCUAAACUGGAAUGGGUUUGUGUAAAUGUAUUUAUAUAGCCCUUCGUACAUCAGCUGGUAUCUCAAAGUGCUGUACAGAAACCCAGCCUAAAACCCCAAACAGCAAGCAAUGCAGGUGUAGAAGCACGGUGGCUAGGAAAAACUCCCUAGAAAGGCCAAAACCUAGGAAGAAACCUAGAGAGGAACCAGGCUAUGUGGGGUGGCCAGUCCUCUUCUGGCUGUGCCGGGUGGAGAUUAUAACAGAACAUGGCCAAUAUGUUCAAAUAUUCAUAAAUGACCAGCAUGGUCCAAUAAUAAUAAGGCAGAACAGUUGAAACUGGAGUAACUAUGCAAAACAUUCAUAUUAUGUAUGACCCAAAUCAAACAAAAAAACAUGUGAAAGUAAUAGUUAAAUAGCUGAACCAAAAAGGGUAAAAUAGGUGAACUAAAGUAGAUAUAAAUGACCUAUCCGCUUUUUUAAAAAGUUUACUCUAACUGCGUUUCCAUACAGUUUUAUGUGAGUAAAGUCAUACCUUUGAUAAAUUGAAUCACGACAGCUGUGAUGGAAACAGGAAGUUUCAAUACCGUUUUCUAAAUGCGGACAGAUCAUUUGUUCGUUCGACAGGGUGGGAUCUUUUUGUGUCUGUAAAAUGUGUUAUGCGAGAAAUGAUGGUGGAAACUCGUUUAUACACAAAUAUUGAUAUAACAACCGUGUCGAUGUACACUUGGGAGUCAUGCGAUGACAUGGUGUGUGUGGUCCUCCCACUACAACUGGGGAAUCCAUGCAGUUUAUUAGAAUAUAGAAGAAAUCAAUUAUGAACUUCACAGGGUGGUGAAAGUGCACAGUGAUCUUGAUGCUCUUUUCCAAUAAAUAUUGAGGGUCUUAUUCUUUUGAUUGAUUCAUGACUGCCAUUUGACAAAAACAAAUAUUCUUGCUCCUAUACCUAAUAAUCUCAUCAUGUAGACUAGCCUACCCGCACUGUAUCUACAAGCUGUUGGCUAGAGCGAACGUGCCAAGACCAAUGAGCCUAUCCUCCUACAGCUCCCCAAACCAGCCUCCAUUGCAGAGCAGGCAUAGUUGCUAUUUAACGAAACAGUUUUUUUGUGACCAAACUAUCGGUAGAGGUGAAAAUGCGAUGGCAACAUAUUGAACUUUAAACUUUUUUUUAGUACAUUAAAACUUAAUCAAAAAAGAAAAUUGUGUGUAUACUACAUCAUCGCUCACUGACUUUAAUUUGCAACAAGUCAGUUUAAAAUACACCAUUGAUGAGAAAAUAUACAUGUUUUAGUUCAGACUUGUUGUAUUAACUUGACCUAUAUUAAUCGGGACGGCAGGGUAGCCUAGUGGUUAAGAGCGUUGGACUAGUAACUGGAAGGUUGCAAGUUCAAACCCCUGAGCUGACAAGGUCGUUCUGCCUCUGAACAGGCAGUUAACCCACUAGGCUGUCAUUGAAAAUAAGAAUUUGUUCUUAACUGACUUGCCUAGUUAAAUAAAGGUAACAUUUUUAAAAACUGAUAGGAUUGCUAUCAACCUUACUGUCAAAACGGAACACUCCUGCUUCUAUUCAUUGACCUUUGUCAAAGUGAGUUGAAAUUUGUCUGUUUUUCUCUACCAGGCACAAAUAUGUCCACAACCUAGAAUAGAUGUUGAGUAAUGUAAGCGAAGGGAGUAGACCUCAUUUUGACCUCUCCCUUUUUUUUUUUUGCAGAGUUUCUCUCCCCAAACCCAAUCUUCCCCUAAGCACUUACAAAUCUUAUAAACAUUCUACAGCGCUCUAAACCACAGCGCUCAUCAGUUAUUAGAGGGCCUCCAUCAGAAGUGUUUCGACAAGCUGUCUGUUGUGGUGAAUGUACCAGGGCAUUCGUAAUGUAUUUCACACUCCCCUGCAUUCCACUGGGAGGAGUUGACAUACUAUCUGGAACUCAUACUCUCAAAAUAAAUGGCACCUAACUCACUCUA
Molecule: messenger RNA, 3907 nt
Organism: Oncorhynchus kisutch (coho salmon)
Lineage: Eukaryota; Metazoa; Chordata; Actinopteri; Salmoniformes; Salmonidae
Exons: 5
Coding region: 461-1126 (221 amino acids)
Source: RefSeq, a predicted model, not a curated record